Panthera uncia (snow leopard) is the source of this 5292-nucleotide messenger RNA. RefSeq names its product WD repeat domain 97 (gene WDR97). NCBI's taxonomy places the organism in Eukaryota, Metazoa, Chordata, Mammalia, Carnivora, Felidae. The record is from RefSeq and is a predicted model, not a curated record. Gene Ontology annotation, molecular function: protein binding.
CAACGGUCCUAGGGGGCUGUUGAGCGGCCCGGACCUGCAGAGGCCAAAAUGGAGACCGGAGUGUCAGAUGUCAGCAACCCCUUUUCAGUAGAAGGUGACAGCCUGAUCCUGGAUCUCGACUUGUACGAUGCCGACAGCUAUGACGUCCCGGAUCCAGGGCUGCUCAAGGAGAAGAAUGAGUCGUUUUCGGAGCCAGUCCCAGGGCUUUUUACCAGCAGCUUGCGGUGGCAGAACAUGACCCCGCGCGCCCGUGCCCGCCAGCUAUGGCUACUCCUGCGUACAGGCCUCCGUGACUUCGUGGAAAAGGAAAAGAGAGCCGAGCUGUGCGUGGGCCGCUUGACACACGGGCUGGAGCCGCUGCGCCACCUGACGGUGGCAGCUGGGCUGCGCUCAGUGGCGCAGGACCCAGCGGGCAGACGCUUCGUGGUGCUGGAUGGUGCGGGCCGCCUGCACCUGCACAGACAAGACGGCUGGGCUUACGAGAAGCUGUGUGCCCCAGCAGUGCUCACGGGGCUGGUGGCGGUGCCAGGCCCUCUGGGUGCUGUGGGCCGCUUCGUGGGCUGGGGCCCCGAGGGGCUGGCCAUACUAAGGCCUGACCUCAGCCUGCUGUGGCUGAGCAAGCCAGGGGUGGGCAGGGUGCCGGGCCACCAGCCCGUCUGCUGUCUGCCGGUGCCCAGCCUGGGGCUGUUGCUGGUGGCAGAGGCAGGCGGCAGCCUGGUGCUCUGGAAGUUCCGCUCAGGAGGCCGCUGCCUGGUGCCGUGUGGGUCACCUCUGCAGCUGCCACCAAGCCCUGCAGGCGCAGUCACCCGUUUGGUUCUCGGGCCCUUGCCCUCCCACCAAGCCCCAUGCUGCUUCGCGGCCUGUGGCUCGGCUGUGCUCACCUUUGAUCUGGACAGCUGGGCUCUCGUAGACGUGCGCCGGGACCUGCAUAAAACCACCAUCUCGGACCUGGCCUACUGCAAGGAGGUAGAGGCCAUGGUGACGGCUUCUCGCGACAGCACAGUGAAGGUGUGGGAGGCCGACUGGCAGGUCCGGAUGGUGUUCGUGGGCCACACAGGCCCAGUGACAGCUGUGGCCGUCCUGCCGAACACCGCCCUAGUCCUGUCAGCCUCGCAGGAUGGGACGCUGCGCACGUGGGACCUGCAGGCGUCAGCACAGGUGGGCGAGGUGGCGCUGAGCAGCCGGGGCCGAGGGGUGCCAUCUGGGCACGUGAACCGCCUGCUGGCGCCCGCUGGCCCCGGCUGGCCGGUGCUCUCUUUGAGCGCGAGCAGCGUGGAGCUGUGGCUCCUUCGCGAGCUCUACUCGCCGUUGGCGCAGCUGUCAGCGCCGGUGCUCCACCUGCAGACCGCGCCCGCGCUGCCCGCGCCCGCGCACCCGCCGCUGCCUAUGCGCCUUGUGUGCGCAUGCGCCGAUGGCUCGGUCUACCUCGUGUCGGUCGCCACGGGGCGCACGGUGAGCGCGCUGCUGCUCGAACCGGAGGACGGCGCAGCCUCGCUGCUUUAUUGCCUACCGCGGGAAGCACUGUGGCUGCUGACACGCGCCGGACACCUGGUGUGUGCCAACGCCGCACGAUGCCCCAUGCGCGUGCUAAACCGGGUGUGCCCGCCCCCGGCCCCCGCGCCCAGGCCCUGCUGCCUGCACCUGUACAGCCACCUCACAGACCCCAGCGGCGCAUUCGCCAGCUGGCAGAUCGUACGCCAGCAUGGGGGCGAGCUGUGCCUCAGUGACCUGGCCCGACCCCGGAAGGACAAAAACCGGUACCUGCCCGUGGUGGGGCACACGGAUGGCACCCUGUCGGUCCUCGAGUGGCGCCGGUCGAAGCCCGUCUUCCAAACCGAGGCACACAGCCCGGGCCCCGUCACCGCCAUUGCAUCUACCUGGAACUGCGUUGUGUCCUCCGGCGGAGACUUGACCGUGAAGAUGUGGCGUGUCUUCCCCUAUGCUGAGGAGAGCCUCUGCCUGCUGCGAACCUUCUCUUGCUGCCACCCGGCGACGGUGCUCUGCGCUCUGGGGAAGCGGGUGACUGUGGGCUUUGAGGAUCCAGACGGCGCCACCUACGGCCUGGUGCAGUUUGGCCUGGGCAACAGCCUCCGCUACGAUCACCGGCCCCAGGAUGACCCCACGGACCACAUCACUGGCCUGUGUUGCUGUCCCACACUCAAGCUGUAUGCCUGUUCCAGCCUGGACUGCACCAUCCGCAUCUGGACAGCCGAGAAUCGCCUGCUGAGGCUCCUGCGGCUGAAUGGUGCCCCUCAGGCCCUGACCUUCUGCAGCGACAGUGGGGACCUGGUGCUGGCUCUGGGCUCCCGACUGUGCCUGGUGUCCCAUAGGCUCUACCUGCCCACAUCUUACCUGGUUAAGAAGCUAUGCCGGAAGGUCCCUGAUGUGGUGGAUGACCCUCCCCUGCCACCGACCACCCGGGAGUCGCUGACCUCAGCCCAGCUGCAGAGGCUCGCCAGCCUACGUGGGGUGGCCAGUCUUAGCACGGACUUGUCUUUCAUCCAUCACCAGACGGCCACACCUCAGCAGCCAGUGUUGGAGGAGGACCUAGAAGCCCUAGUUUCCCGGGAUGAAGACCUUCAGAUGCUGAGACUGGGGCUGGUGGUCCCGGCAGCCCAGCCCCCACCCUCCUGGCAACAGCGGCGGGAGGCCUUUGACAACUAUCUGCGUCUCAUCUAUGGCCCUGGCUUGCUGGGCAUGCGUUCUGGAAGAGAGUCCCAGCAAUGGAGUACCGUGACCCUCCCGCUGGAGAGAGAGACCUGCGAUGUGUGUGCCUCGCCCACAGCUGCCCUCAGUCUUAGGCAGGCCGAGGUCUGCACUGAAGCCCUAAGGGGGCCGGCAGCCCGCCCCUUGCAGGACCUGGGGACCGGGGGCCAGCUCUCCGCCCCCCCCCCCCCAGUCCCCCUGCCCACCCCCCACCCCCACCGGGGGGUGCACAGCAGGGCCUCCCAGCCGCUGGCCCGCUCCUCUCUGAGCGGCAGCCUGGGCCUCGGUCUGGACCUGCAGCUGCAGUUGGAGCGGCUCCAAGGGGAGAAGCCUGUGGUCCCGGGCCUACCGUCCCCCCACACACAGCACAGGAUCCCCCUCCUGAUGACGAGGCGGCCCGAGGAGCUCCUCUCCAACCUCCGAGGCUUCUUUCCUGCCACCAUUCAGCCCUGUGAGCCCUCGCGCAGGCCCGUCCACUUCCCCGGCAGCGUGCCCAACUCUGUGGUGCUGCAGCAGAUGUGGCCGCACAGGGAGGUCAGCGGCCUCGGAGCCCCCGCCCCGCUCACCAGCCACGGCAGACACCAGCCAGGUGGGAGCCAGGACAUGUGGCUGCCACGACGACGCGGGAGGCAGUGGCAUGCCAAGUGGCAGCAGAAGCUGAUCCGGUGGUUGGGGGAAGAGGAGGCGGAGGAGGCGGAGGAGGAGGAGGAGGAGGAGGAGGAGGAGGAGGACGAGCUGUAUCUGGACUGGGCCUCCGACUCCCUGAGCCCACGCGGGCACCUCUCCGAGUUGGAGGAGGCCAAGAGCCCCGAGGAUUCGACCCCGAAGCCCUUGCACUCUCGUGACGCCUCCGCCGGGACCCAGGCCUCGCGCGGCCCCUCGUACCCCUUCAGGCGCUCGCUCUGGGAAGAGCGCUACGGCCGUCUGCCCAGGUUUCUGCAAUUUUUCAUCUGCCAGAACUGGUUCAAAAAGCUGUUCCCCAUCUUCGACCUGAAGGUUCGGGGGUCUCGGGCACCUGGGAAGCACAGGCUGGCGGGGAGGCGGGCAGUGCAGGGAACAGGGCCUCGGCGCUGGGUACCGCAGGUGUAUCCCGAAGUGGGCACGGUGGAGGGCCUGGCCUCGCUGCUCACGGACCUGCUGGACGAGGCCUCCUGGGCAGACCGCGUGCACAUCCUGGGAGCGCUGCUGCGGCUGCUGCCCGACGUGAGCAGAGACCUCUGUAACCGGCUGCGGGGCAUCCUGGAGCGCUUGCUCAACCUGGACCAGCCCCCCAGCCUCGAGGACCAGACGCAGAAGCAGUUCGUGAUGCUGGCGUUGCAGCUCCUCCUGGCCUGCUCCCUGGAGUCCCACGAGGUGGUGCUGGAGCUCAUGUCCUACUUCCUCUACUCGCCAGCCUCCUGCCGGCCCUGGCUCAAGAAGCUGCUGGAAGGGCUAGGCCUUCAGGAUCCACAGGGCUUCCUGUUCAAGGAGAUGACGACCUGGGUCCAGGGCCCGGACGCCAACUGCAAGGCUGCACUGCGCCAACGCUGCUGCCAGAAGCUGGAGGAAAUGAUGGAGCGGCUACAGGUGGAAUCCUUGCAGCCUUCUGUAGUAGCCGAGUUGUCAGAGGUGCUGCCCGAGGUCUCCAGGACCUCGGCACUUUACCCUCCUCCCAAGGAGGCCCCGUCUCAGAUUUCCGUGCUCUCUGGGUCACCUUUUCAUGUCUCAGCGACACCCUCAGCCCAUUCCUGGGCCCCCUCACUGGUGGUCUCACCUGGGGAGCUGGACUUGGCCACCCUUGAGUCCCAGGCCCAGCAAACGCUUCCACCAGUGUGCUUCUGGUGGACCAGACGCACGCUGUCAGAGACACUGCGACACUUCUGCCCCUCGUCCGAGGUCCAUUUGCACCCCUCAGUACCCGCUGUGCUGCCGGAUGAGCCACUGCCACUGGAGCAGACGGACUGGUCACAGUCGCAGAUGCUGGACCUGGGGCCGAUCGAUGCGCUCAACUUCUUCUGUGAGCGGCAGCGGGCCCGGCAGCAGAGUCCCCUGCAGGAGGAGCCCGAGAGCCCAUGCCUGAGCUUGCGCCCACCUGUGCCCAACACAGUGCUACCACAGCCCUGGGAUCGCUGGCACUAUCCUAUCCUCCGGCUUCAGGAGGCCAAGGUCCAGAGGUCUCCGAUGAGACUGAGAGGCCGGAUGCCGUCCCGGCUCCGGGUGGGCAGUGCCCUCCAUGGCGCCAUCCGCAUGCUGAAACUGCCCCUGCCGAGGGUGGAAAUUCGUCCCUUCCCCCCGGCCUGGCCCAGGCCUGCCCGUCCGCUGCCCCCGCUGCUCCUGCAGCCUGCUUUACAGCGCUACUUUCUGCCAGAUGACACGAACCCUGACAGCUACAGUUGACACCAGGCUGGUGGCCCCAGUCUCUUCUUCCCUCCAGCCUGGAGGCAGGAAGCCGCUUUCCAGCCAACUGUUCUCCCCCUAGAAAUAAAGUCCAGAGGUCGUGGCCAGAAAACUGGGUGCCACCUUCAUCUUUGGGGGCUGCAAGGGUGCACGGGGAGGUCCUGCUUGUGUCUUGUGAAUCUCCCGGUGGCCAGCUGCAUGUGCAAGGCA